Molecule: messenger RNA, 11169 nt
Organism: Cynara cardunculus var. scolymus (artichoke)
Lineage: Eukaryota; Viridiplantae; Streptophyta; Magnoliopsida; Asterales; Asteraceae
Product: E3 ubiquitin-protein ligase UPL1-like
Exons: 16
Coding region: 1-11028 (3675 amino acids)
Biological process (GO): proteasome-mediated ubiquitin-dependent protein catabolic process; positive regulation of protein catabolic process; protein polyubiquitination
Molecular function (GO): ubiquitin-protein transferase activity; protein binding
Source: RefSeq, a predicted model, not a curated record
AUGAAGUUGAAGAGAAGAAGAGCAGUAGAAGAACCUCUGAGGAUUAGAUGCUUCAUCAGUGGUGUAAUUGCUACACCGCUUGAAAAUAUUGAAGAGCCCCUGAAAAAUUUUGUUUGGGACUUUGACAAGGGAGAUUUCUAUCAUUGGGUUGAUCUAUUGAACUAUUUCGAUACGUUCCUUGAGAAAUACAUAAAAUCAAGGAAAGAUUUGCUACUUGAGGAUGAUUUCUUGGAGCAUGAUCCUCCAUUCCCGAGAGAGGCUGUUCUUCAGAUUCUACGCGUUGUAAGAAUAAUUAUUGACAACUGCACGAAUAAACACGUCUACAGUCCUUAUGAGCAUCAUCUUUCUUCUCUGCUUGCUUCCACGGAUGUGGAUGUGGUUGAAGCCUCUCUGCAAACUUUGGCAGCAUUCUUGAAGAAAUCGACUGGGAAGUAUGUCAUAAGAGAUGCCUCUCUGAACUCAAAGCUAUUUGCCUUUGCUCAAGGCUGGGGGGGAAAGGACGAAGGACUUGGAUUGGUUGCAUGUGCUAUUGAGGAUGGAUCAGAUUCGGUUGCUCAGGAAUUGGGUAGCACCCUCCAUUUUGAGUUCUAUGUAGUAAAUGAGUCUUUGAUGGAACACCCUACUACAGAACAGCAAAAACAAGGAUUACAGAUUAUUCAUUUGCCCAACGUAAACACUUACCAACAGUGUGAUCGUGAACUAAUGCAGAAGUUGAUUAAAGAGUAUAAAGUUCCCCAUAGUUUAAGGUUCUCCCUUUUGACAAGAUUGCGUUUUGCAAGAGGGUUUGGCUCCUCUGCGGCACGGCUACAGUACACAUGUAUUCGACUGCAUGCCUUUGUAGUUUUUGUUCAAGCAUGUAGUGAUAAUGAUGAUUUGGUCACCUUUUUUGACACCGAACCUGAGUUCAUCAACGAAAUGGUCACCCUGUUGAGCUAUGAAGAUUCAGCUCCUGCAGAAGUUCGAAUUCUUUGCCUGCAUUCGUUGGUUGCUGUUUGUCAGGAUCGCUCACGCCAGCUAACAGUGUUAUCUGCAGUAACAUCUGGUGGGCACCGUGGCAUCCUAUCCAGCCUCAUGCAGAAGGCUAUUGAUGCUGUACUUAGUAAACCAUCCAAGUGGUUUGUUGUCUUUGCUGAGGCUUUAAUUUCAUUGGUCACUGUUCUAGUUUCAUCUCCUUCAGGUUGUUCUGCCAUUUGUGAAGCAGGGUUUAUACCCAUCCUUUUGCCUCUUCUUAAAGAUACAGAUCCCCAACAUUUGCAUUUGGUUAGCACUACUGUACAUGUUUUCGAAGCUUUUAUGGGUAGCAGCAAUUCAGCUGCUGCUUUAUGCCAGGACCUGGGAGGGUUAGACGAUACAAUAUUUCGACUGAAGGUAGAAAUUUCUCAUGUCGAAAAUUACUCAAAGCAACAAGGCACUUCUGCUGAUAUGGACAGCUCUGGAUGUAGCAACAGCGAUGUUGUCGAUAGUGCAAAUCUGGAUAGCACGCAGUCUCGUUAUUCUGAAGCAUUAGCGUCCUAUCAUCGACGAUCUCUAAUUAAAGCUCUAUUACGUGCCAUAUCCCUUGGAACAUAUGCUACCGGAAGCACUUCUCAUGUAUAUGGUUCAGAGGAAAAUCCAUUGCCAUAUUGCUUAUGUGUGAUUUUCAGAAAAGUGAAUCUUUUUGGUGGUCGUGUAUUUUCAUUGGCUGCGAUUGUCAUGAGUGAUCUCAUCCACAAAGAUCCUACUUGUUUUUCCCUCUUAGAAGCAGCUGGUCUUCCAUCUGCAUUCUUAGGUGCUAUAAUGGAUGGUGUACUUUGCUCUUCUGAAGCUAUAACGUGCAUACCUCAGUGCUUAGAUGCUUUGUGCCUGAGUAAUAGUGGUCUUCAGGCGGUGAAAAAUCAUAAUGCUUUGAGGUGCUUUGUGAAAAUAUUUACAACAAGAACAUACUUACGUGUCCUUAUGGGUGACACUCCAAGCUCCUUGUCUAGUGGUCUGGAUGAACUAUUGAGGCAUGCUUCUUCACUUCGUGGGCACGGGGUGGAUGUGCUAAUCGAGAUUUUGAAGGCCAUCGAAAAGCUAGGAUAUGGACCUGAAGCUGCUUCCUCAACCGUUGAUGCAACAACCUGCGUGACUUCCGUUUCUAUGGAAACCGAUGCCGAGGAUAAAGCUUGCACUCCUGAUGAUGAGCAAUCCAGCAAGAACGAAAACUUUGUGAAUCUUCUUGAGUCAUCUGCUGAUACCGCAUCAUUGAAUGUUGAGUCCUUUCUUCCUGAUUGUGUUAACAAUGUUGCUCGUCUGCUUGAGACAAUUCUUCAGAAUGCUGACACAUGCCGUGUAUUCAUCGAAAAGAAGGGAGUGGAAGCUAUUCUGAAGUUAUUUACCUUGCCUUUGUUGCCUUCCUCUGUAUCUGUUGGACAGAGCAUAGCUGUUGCAUUUAAGCGCUUUUCUCCACAUCAUUGUGCAUCCCUUGCUCGAGCAUUAUGUUCUUUCAUGAGACAGCAUUUGAUUUUAACAAAUGAACGACUGAUUUCUCUUGGAGGUAUGCGGCUUGCUCAGGUUGAAGAUGCUAAGAGGACACAUGUGUUGAGGUGUCUUUCUAGUCUUGAAGGAAUCUUAUCUCUUUCAUGUUCUUUGGCAAAGGGAACUACUAAUGUGGUGUCUGAACUGGGAACUUCUGAUGCUGAUUUGUUGAGAGAUAUUGGAGCUACUUUCAGGGAAAUACUCUGGCAACUCUCUAUGGAUUGUGAUUCUAAGAUCGAUGAGAAGCAGAGUAAUAAAUCCCAUCCUGAAAAUGUUAAUGUGGCUGUUGCUGGAAAUGCUGGUGAUGCUCGUGCUGCAAGCAACACUGUUGGAAUGGAUGUUGAUGAUGUCACCAUUCCAGUGAUGAGAUAUCUGAAUCCUGUUCCUGUUCAGAAUAGCUCACACCCGCACUCAGGUCUAGAGCGGGAGUUUCUUUCAAUUUCUCAAACUGGUGAAGGCUUCAGUCAACGCAAUCGACAUGGAUUGUCAGGUAUAAGAGGUGGAAGGUUACAGAUUGAUUCUGAGUCUCUGAUGAACAAUACUGGGACAACUUCUCAAGAUCUCAAGAGAACAAGCCCGGAGGCCCUUGUUUUGGAUAACCUUAUCACACUUGCUUCUACCUUACGUUCUUUCUUUAUUGCUCUUGUAAAAGGAUUCACUUCACCCAAUCGACGAAGGGCUGAAACUGGAUCACUAAGUGCUGCUUCAAAAAGCAUUGGAACUGUUCUGGCGAAAGUUUUUCUCGAGGCACUUAGUUUCCGAGGUUAUGCUACAUCUGCUGGUCUUGAUACAUCACUGUCUUUGAGGUGCCGCUAUCUUGGAAGGGUUGUGAAUCACAUGGCAGCAGUGACAUUUGAUAGUAGGCGUCGUACUUGUUAUACUGUGAUGAUAAAUAACUUCUACAUCCAGGGGACCUUUAAGGAAUUACUCAAUACUUUUGAAGCUACGAGUCAAUUGCUAUGGACAUUGCCGUAUUCUGUAGAUCAUGAAAAGAGCGAAGGAAGAAAAUUGUCUCACAGUCCAUGGUUAUUUAACACGUUAGAGAGCUACUGCCAUGUUCUAGAGUUUUUUGUUAACUCUACUUUUCUUUUACCUCCAGCCUCUACGUCUCAGGCUCAUUUGGUCAUACAGCCUGGUGCAGUUGGGUUGUCCAUUGGAUUGUUUCCUGUUCCUAGAGACCCCAAAAAUUUUGUUCGUAUGUUGCAGUCUCAGGUUCUAGAUGUCAUACUUCCUGUCUGGAAUCACCCUAUGUUUCCCUGUUGUAAUCCACGGUUUAUUACCGGAAUUCUCACACUUUUUAACCACGUUUACUGUGGUGUUACUGAUGGAAAACUAAGUCAUGGUGGUGGGUUUGGGGGUGCAAACCAAAGGUUCGAUGGUCCUCUGCCUGAUGAAGCAACUAUUUCCACCAUUGUGGAGAUGGGUUUUACAAGGACAAGAGCAGAGGAAGCAUUGAGACAUGUGGAAAUAAAUAGUGUUGAGAUGGCUACGGAAUGGUUGUUUAGUCAUCCUGAAGAUCAUGUGCAGGAGGAUGACGAAUUGGCACAAGCACUUGCUUUAUCUCUGGGAAGCUCAUCUGAGACUCCUAAAGCAGAUGAUACAGAAAAUUUGGCUGAUCCUCAAACGGGAAUUGUGGAAACAAAAGCACCACCUAUUGAUGACAUUCUUGCUGUGAUAAUGAAGUUGUUUCGAAGUUGUGAUUCUAUUACUUUCCCUUUGACAGAUUUACUUAUCACCCUCUGCGCUAGGGAGAAAGGAGAAGAGCGACCAAAAGUAAUUUCGUAUCUAAUUCAAAAGCUAAAGCUCUGUUCAUUGGAAACUUUCAAGGAUACUAGUGUAAUCGGUACAAUAUCACACACGUUGGCAUCACUUCUUGCCAAAGAUGUUACCACAAGAGAAAUCGCUGCAGAAAAUGGCAUUGUCUCUGUAGCAAUAGAUUUGUUGAUAGACUUCAAGGCAAGAAAAUCUCGAGAUGCGCUUCCGUUAUCAAAAUGCAUCAGUGCUUUGCUUUUAAUCUUGGAUAAUUUGUUGCAAUCGAGGCCCAACUUUUUUCCUGAUAGCAUUGAAGGUACAAAAACAGGAUCUUUACCCGGCCCCAUGGGAGAAAAACCGUCUUCAUUAGCUUCUAAAGAAGGUGCUGACAAGAAUCUUAUUCCAGCUGCUGGUGAUAAAGAAAGAAACAAUGUGCUCGGAAAGGUAUUUGGAAACUCUACAGGCUAUCUGACUAUUAAAGAGGGUCAUAGAGUACUUACCGUUGUUUGUGAAAUGAUAAAACAACAUGUCCCCGCUGUGGUCAUGCAUGCAGUUCUCUUAUUGUGUGCUCGCUUGACAAAAACACACACUCUGGCUUUACAUUUUCUCGAAAAUGGAGGCAUGGUUGCUCUCUUUAGCAUACCAAGACCUUGGUCCUUACUUGUAUACGAUACUGUAGCAUCUGCUAUUGUUCGACAUCUCAUAGAAGAUCCACAUACUCUAGAAACAGCAAUGGAGUUAGAGAUCCGACAAACUCUAACUGCCAGCCAUCAUGCUGGUCGUAUUCCUCCACGAACAUUUUUGACAUCAAUGGCACCUCUUAUCUCUAGAGAUCCGGAGAUUUUCAUGAAAGCGGCAGCAGCUGUUUGUCAGUUGGAAUCAUCUGGAGGGAGAACUGUUGUUGUAUUAUCCAAAAAAAAGGAGAAAGGAAAGGAUAAAUCAAAAGUACAUGGUGUUGAAAUCGGAGCAUCUUCUACUGAAUGUGUUCGCAUACCUGAAAAUAAAUCUCAAGAUGGAUCUGUUAGGUUCAAAAACCAGAAGAAGAUAUCUGCUAAUCUUACUCAGGUCAUCUAUCACAUUCUUGAAAUUAUAUUGAAGUAUCCUUCAUUGAAUCCAGAGGAAGAAUGCACUAGAUCUGCAAAUGCCAUGGAGAUUGACAAGCCUGAUACCAGUAAAGGUAAGUCCAAGGUUGAUGAGACGAGGGAAGAAUCAGACAGACUUCCAGAAAGAUCGGCAGAGAUAUCUAAGGUGACUUUUCUCCUCAAGUUGUUGAGUGAUAUUCUUCUGAUGUAUGUACAUGCGGUUGGGAUAGUUUUGAAACGUGAUCUGGAGAUGUGUCAACUCCGUGGAUCUAAUCAGCUAGACGGUACUGGACAUGGUGGGGUAGUGCAUCACAUUAUGCAUCGGAUUCUCCACUCUCCUGUAGAUAAAAACUCCAAAUCUGAUGAAUUGAGAGUGAAAUUAUCCGAAAAGGCGUCCUGGUUUUUGGUGGUUUUGUGUGGUCAUUCAAGUGAAGGGCGUAGACGUGUUAUAAAUGAACUUGUUAAAGCAUUACAAUCUUUUUCCAACUCAGCCAGCAAUUCCUCAAAGGGCAGCUUAUUGCCUGACAAAAAGGCCCUUGCUUUUGUUGAUCUGUUAUAUUCCAUUUUGUCACAAAAUUCCUCCUCCAGCAACUUAUUUGGUUCUGGGUGCUCCUCGGAUAUAGCUAAAGGGAUGAUCGAUGGGGGAACGAUUCCAUGCCUAUCCAGCAUUCUUCAGGUGCUGGAUCUAGACCAUCCCGAUGCUCCCAAAUUUGUAAAUACCAUUAUUCAGGUUUUGGAAGGCUUAACCCGAGCUGCCAUUGCUUCAGAACAAUGCUCGUCAUCUGAUCUGUCCAACAAGAAAAAAUCUGUUAGUGCAGGGACCCGAUCUGAUAAUCAGAUGGCUACUGAAAUAAAUCAGACAGUUGAGCCUAAUCUAAAUAGUGACCAUGAGGUCACAGGCACUGAUGUCACGCAGCAACUUCCUCAACAAACAUCUCAGGACCAAGGUGAUGACCAUUCAAAUUUAAACCAGCCUGCUGUACAGGAAAUGAGAGCUGAGAUGGAGGAGACGGAAACUAUACAAGCAUAUGCGGAGCUGGGAAUGGGUUUCAUGCACGAAGAGAUGGGAGAUGGUGGUGUGUUACAGAAUUCAAAUCAAAUUGAAAUGGCUUUUCAUGCUGACAACAGGGGAGGCAACAUUACUGGUGAUGAAGAUGAUGACAUGGGAGAUGACGGUGAGGACGAUGAGGACGGUGAUGAUGAGGAUGAAGAUAUUGCGGAGGAUGGUACUGCUUUGAUGUCCCAUGCUGAUACAGAUGCGGAAGAUCAUGAUGGAACUGACAUGGGAGAUGAACAUAAUGAUGAUAUGGUUGCUGAGGAGGAUGAAGACUAUCAUGCAAAUCGUGUUACUGAGGUGAGAUGGAGAGAGGCUCUUGAUGGUUUAGACCAUAUGCAGGCUACUGAGCCCCCUGAAGGGGUGAUUGUUCAUCGCCUUCUUGGUGUUAGGAGACCUCUAGGCUUUGAUAGUCGACGUCAACAAAUUAGAACAACCAUUGAGGGAUCUGGUACAGAGGGAAAUGGUCUCCAGCAUCCUCUUCAAUUGAGACCAUCACAAUCUGGUGAUUUUGGUUCAAUGUGGUCAUCAGGUGGCAACUCAUCUCACAAUUUAGAAUCUUCCUCUGGUGGGAACUUUGACGUGGCCCAUUUUAAUGCUCCUGUUUUACCCUUGGAUCAUGUACAGUCUGGUGUAUUUGGUGACAGAAACAGAGGUGUAGCACCACAGUUGGGUGACUUUUCUGUUGGUUUGGAAUCUUUUUUUACACUGGGAAGAAGAGGGCUAGGUGAAAACCGGUGGACUGAUGAUGGUCGACCACAAGCAGAAGGCCAGGAUGCUGCUAUAGCACAGGCUGUUGAAGAGCAGUUCAUGUCUCAGUUAUACAGUACUGCUCCUUCCAGUCUUGCUGAGAGACAGCCCCAUAAUUCAGCAGCACAGAUAAGCCAAUCAGAUGCGCCCCUAGCUGGCAAUAAUGAACUGGUAGCAGAAGGACUGGGUAGUGUUGCUCAGCAGACUGAUGGUCAUCAUGGUGAGAUUGAUCAGAAUAUUGUGCAUUUAGAUAUGAAUCUAGAACAAGUUCAUUCGGAUGUGGCUGUGGAACAAACAGAAGAUCUACAAGCACAUGGGUCCAGCCUUGGUGUUGUGAAUGCCUUAUCGAAUGGUCAAGAUAACAUGGAAAUUGGUGAAGGAGAUGGAACUGUCAAUGAGCAGGAAUUGCAGCAUGACAGUUUGUCAGCAACUCAUAACGAGACACGUAACCAUCAAGUGGUAACCGAGGGUGAUAAUGUGCCUAAUUCUCAUGCUCUGGUUGAAGAAAGUACCGAUGUUGAUAUGAAUCUUGCUGAUUCAGGAGCAAAUGAAAAUGGGGAUCCACUUUCUUCUGUUGUUGUUAGAGAUGUGUCGUCAUCAUCUGAACAAAACACUCAGGUUGCACAGAAUAACAAUCAAGCUGAUCAAUCUGAUGAAACUGGGGCAACUAAUGUAUCCCCUAGAGCAAAUGGUAUAGAUCCAACCUUCUUGGAGGCACUGCCUGAAGAUUUGAGGGCAGAAGUACUAGCUUCACAACAAGUUCAAUCUACCCCAGCACUGGCUCAUUCUCCUGCUGUUGCUGAUGAUAUUGAUCCCGAGUUUUUAGCAGCUCUUCCUCCAGAUAUCCAAGCAGAAGUUUUAGCCCAGCAAAGGGUACAGAGGGUUACACAGCAGGCAGAAGGACAACCUGUGGAUAUGGACAAUGCUUCAAUCAUAGCUACUUUUCCAGCUGAUUUACGUCAUGAGGUGCUUUUGACGUCUUCAGAAGCAGUUCUUUCAGCAUUGCCCUCUCCGCUGCUUGCGGAAGCACAACUGCUCAGGGAUAGAGCUAUGAGUCACUAUCAAGCUCAUAGCUUGUUUGGAAGUAACCAGAGACUCAAUAGCCGGAGGAAUGGUUUAGGAUUCGAUAGAUGGACAGCAAUUGAUAGGGAUGUUGGCGUUACAGUAGGACGUAAAGCAUCUUAUACUCUCGCAGGAAGCUUGAAAGUAAAGGAAGUUGAGGGGGAACCACUUUUAGAUACUGAUGCAUUGAAAGCAUUCAUCCGGCUAUUACGAAUAGCAAAGCCCCUUGGGGAAGGCCUUCUGCAACGACUGCUGUUGAACUUAUGUGCACAUAGUUGUACAAGGGCAAUCCUUGUUUAUCUGCUACUGGACAUGAUCAAGCCAGAGACCAAGGGCCCAGUAGGAGGGUUGACAAAAAUCAAUUCUCAGAGACUUUACGGGUGUCAAUCUAAUGUUGUUUAUGGCCGAUCUCAACUCAUAGAUGGUCUUCCUCCUCUAGUAUUGAGUCGGGUCCUUGAGAUUUUGACAUACUUGGCAAUAAAUCACUCAUGUGUGGCUGAUAUCUUGUUCUACUAUGAUGCCUCACGUUUUCUGGAUUAUUUGAUUCCAAGAUACAAUGAUAAGAAGAAUGAUAAGGGGAAGGAAAAGGUUGUUGAAGGAUGUGAAAUGGUGCAUCCUGCUGGACUAUCAAUUGAGAGUGAUGUUCCUAUAUUAUUGUUCAUAAAGCUCUUGAAUCAUGGGAUUUUUCUAAGAAGUGUUGCCCAUCUGGAGCAGGUCUUGGGUCUGCUUCAAGUGAUUGUAUGCAAUGCUGCUUUGAAGUUAGAUCGCCACCCUCAGAGAGAUUCUUCUUUAGCUGGAGCAGAAUCAGGUUAUGUCGAUGAAAGCUUCAGUGAUGAUAAAAGAAGUGUCAAGAUGCAUGACAUCUUUUUGAAGCUACCACAGUCUGAUCUACAUCAUCUCUGCAGCCUUCUUGGCCACAAGGGGCUUUCAGAUAAAGUUUACACAUUCACUGGGAAGGUGCUGAAGAAGUUGGCGUCGAUUGCUUCCUUGCAUAGGAAGUUCUUUAUCGUAGAGCUUUCUAAUUUAGCUCAUAAUCUGAGCAGUUCAGCUAUCCGUGAACUCAUUACGCUGAGAGAUACGAAGAUGUUGGGUCUUAGUGCUGGAUCCAUGGCUGGGGCUUCAGUUCUAAGAAUACUGCAGACACUUAAUUCUCUCACAGUAGAUAGCAAUGGAACCAAGGGUGCAGAGAGUGAUGACGAUCAGGAACAUGUCACCAUGCGGAGAUUAAAUGUUUCACUUGAGCCCUUGUGGCAAGAAUUGAGCGAGUGUAUAAGUGUCACAGAAUCGCAGCUGGGACAGGGAUCUUUUUCUUCAGUUAUGUUGAAUGUGAACGUAAACGAGCAUGCCCAGGGUUCAUCAUUAUCUCUUUCUCUUCCUCCUGGAACUCAGAGACUCUUGCCUUUCAUCGAGGCUUUCUUGAUUUUGUGUGAAAAGCUUCAAGAAAACGCUUAUGUUCAAGAUAAUGCUUAUGCUACGGCAAGUGAAGUCAAACAUUUGACUGAAAGUUCAUCACCGAGUGGAGCGGAUUCUCAUAGGAAAACUGAUGGUUCUCUAACAUUUGUUAGGUUCGCUGAGAAGCAUCGGCGGCUUCUGAAUGCUUUUGUCAGGCAAGAUCCCAGAUUGUUGGAGAAAUCACUGUCUAUGUUGGUAAAGGCACCGAGGUUAAUGGACUUUGAUAACAAAAGGUCUUACUUCUGGUCUAAAUUCAGGCAACAGCAUGAGCAACACCUAGCUCGUCCACUGCAGAUAAACAUUCGACGGGCAUAUAUUCUAGAAGAUUCUUAUAAUCAGUUGCGGUUGCGAUCCAGUCAGGACAUGAAACGGCGAUUAAAUGUCCAUUUUCAAGGUGAAGAGGGUAUAGAUGCUGGUGGUUUGACAAGAGAGUGGUAUCAAUUGUUGUCAAGGGUCAUAUUUGACAAAGGAGCUUUGCUUUUCACUACUGUUGGAAACAACGCGACCUUCCAGCCCAACCCGAAUUCAGUUUAUCAAACUGAGCAUCUUUCUUACUUCAAAUUCGUGGGCCGUGUGGUUUCUAAAGCUCUGUUUGACGGGCAGCUCUUGGAUGUUUACUUCACCCGCUCGUUCUAUAAGCACAUUCUUGGUGUCAAGGUAACAUAUCAUGAUAUAGAGGCUGUUGACCCCGAUUACUACAAGAACUUGAAGUGGAUGUUGGAGAACGAUGUAAGUGACAUACCUGAUCUGACAUUUUCCAUGGAUGCGGAUGAAGAAAAGCACAUUCUUUACGAGAAAACAGAGGUAACUGAUUACGAGCUAAAACCAGGUGGACGGACUAUAAGGGUGACAGAAGAAACGAAGCAUGAAUAUGUGGAUCUUAUUGCUGAACACAUACUGACAAAUGCAAUACGUCCUCAAAUCAAUUCGUUCUUAGAGGGCUUUAAUGAGUUGAUACCGCGAGAAUCCAUUUCCAUUUUUAAUGAUAAAGAACUUGAGCUACUAAUCAAUGGGCUUCCAGAAAUCAAUUUCGAUGAUCUGAAGGCCAACACUGAAUAUACUGGCUACACAGCCACUUCUAGUGCCAUUAUGUGGUUUUGGGAGGUCGUUAAAGCAUUUAACAAGGAAGAUCGAGCAAGAUUGCUUCAAUUUGUGACUGGUACUUCAAAGGUUCCAUUGGAAGGUUUCAAGGCAUUGCAAGGUCUUUCGGGUCCACAAAAGUUUCAAAUUCACAAAGACUAUGGAGCUCUGGAUAGGCUGCCAUCGGCUCAUACCUGCUUCAACCAAUUAGAUCUUCCUGAAUACAUGUCAAAGGAACAGCUUCAAAAGCGGUUAUUGCUAGCAAUCCAUGAAGCAAGUGAAGGUUUUGGGUUUGGAUAGAAGCAGCAGAAAACAAACCAUUUUUUUGGGUCUUCUUGUUUUGUUAGUCUGCCAAAGGAUCCGUACAGCUUUUUGCUUCUAAAUUGUAGGUUUUUGGUUGAUUAGUUCUUUAUUUUGGGAUUUGGAUGGAAUUCUAUCAGU